AACAACAAAAAAUGAGCAUAUAUUCAAAAUUUUAGGUGCCUUUUUGCUACUUUUUGUAAAAAAAAAAAAAAAAAAAAAUCAGUCCCGAUGUCCUCUACCAAUGACGUAGCAAAACUUAUGAAUUAAAUAUCAUUUAAAAAAAUGUUAUGAAAAAAGGUAUUGUUUUGUUUUUUCUAAAAUGUUUUGCCGGAUCUCAAGAAGUAAAAAAAACGAAGAAUCUUGCCGGAGAAAUUAACAUAAGAAACAACAUAAAAAGUAUACACACACAAAAAAACUGAUGGACAGAUGAUGUCCACUGCAACUAGACAAAAGAGGCUGAUGUGACAUUCUGUGUGAGCGCUCUGCGCAUGCGCGCUCAUCCAUCUCUCCCUGACCUCCUCCCGGUUUGUGCUGCGCCGCUGCCGUUGAUCAACCUCUCCCUGAAACCCGCUCAAAAACAUCCACACAGAUCCUGGCACACACAUGAGGCAUGGCAGCUGUCUUCGGGAAGAUCCAGAUCGGCAUUUAUGUGGAGAUCAAGCGCAGUGAUGGAAGAAUCCACCAGGCCAUGGUGACGUCACUGAAUGAAGACAAUGAGAGCGUAACGGUGGAGUGGAUUGAGAACGGAGACACAAAAGGCAAAGAGAUCGAUCUGGAGAGCAUAUUUGCACUUAAUCCAGAUGUUGCACCUGAAGAGGAAAUCCCACAAAGUCCUGAGACCCCUCCGCCGCCCGUGUCCAGUGCCAUCAAAAUCAACAAGAUUCCCCCGAACAAGAAUCGUCGGACAGUAGCGCCACCGAAAAAUGAAAUGCCUGCGAGGGAUAAUCGAGUCACUGUAGGUACGACUCGAGCGCGGCCGAGCCAACAGACCGAAGCGCCUCCAUCAGCACCCGUCCCGCCUCCCCCCAUCCAACACCAGACCCUGCAGCAGCAGCAGAACGCUCGCAGGAAGUCCAACUGCGUGAAGGAAGUGGAGAAACUUCAAGAGAAGCGGGAGAAGAGACGAUUGCAGCAGCAGGAGCUGAGAGAGAAAAAAGCGCAGGAGGUCGAAGCCACAAUCCCUAAUUAUGAAAUCUUGUGCAUGAUCCGAGACUUCAGAGCGAGUUUGGACUACAGGCCGCUGACCACUGCAGAUCUGAUUGAGGACCACAGGAUAUGUGUGUGUGUGCGGACGCGGCCACUGAACAAGAAAGAGCUGACAAUGAAGGAUCUGGACGUCAUCACCAUCCCCAGUAAAGACGUGGUCAUGGUCCACGAGCCCAAGCAGAAAGUGGAUUUAACCAGAUACCUGGAGAACCAGACGUUCCGCUUCGAUUACGCUUUCGAUGACAACUCGACAAACGAAAUGGUGUACAGGUUCACCGCUCGGCCGCUGGUGGAGACCAUAUUUGAGAGAGGAAUGGCCACUUGUUUUGCUUACGGUCAGACGGGCAGCGGGAAAACUCAUACCAUGGGAGGAGAUUUUUCAGGGAAGAACCAGGAUUGCUCUAAAGGGAUCUACGCUCUCGCUGCACGGGAUGUUUUUCUCAUGUUAAAAAAACCGAACUACAAGAAGCUGGAUCUUCAGGUGUACGCGACGUUCUUUGAAAUCUACAGCGGGAAGGUGUUUGACCUGCUGAACAGGAAGGCGAAGCUGCGAGUUCUUGAAGAUGGGAAGCAGCAGGUUCAGGUGGUCGGACUUCAGGAGCGAGAGGUCAAGUGCACAGAAGACGUGCUCAAACUCAUCGAGAUGGGCAACAGCUGCAGGACGUCUGGACAGACCUCGGCUAACGCUCACUCGUCCCGCAGUCACGCCGUGUUUCAGAUUAUCCUCCGCAGGAGGGGCAAAAUGCAUGGUAAAUUCUCUCUCAUUGACCUGGCAGGGAAUGAGCGAGGGGCGGACACGUCCAGCGCUGACCGACAGACACGUCUCGAGGGCGCCGAGAUCAACAAAAGUCUCCUGGCGCUGAAGGAGUGCAUCAGGGCUUUGGGACGAAACAAGCCACAUACUCCGUUUCGAGCCAGUAAACUCACACAGGUCUUAAGAGAUUCCUUCAUCGGAGAAAACUCUAGAACAUGCAUGAUCGCUACAGUCUCUCCUGGAAUGGCAUCAUGUGAAAACACAUUGAACACUUUGAGAUACGCCAACAGAGUGAAGGAGUUUGGGAUCAGUCCCUCCGACAUCCCCUUCUCUCAGGGGGGCGGCGGGCGCUCCGAGCUCUCUCCUACCUAUGAGUACGAUGACUUUGCUACCUCACCCAGCAGGGUGAAGGAGCUGAGCAUUGACCCCAUUGCGGUGAUGGAGGGGCGGUCCGCCGGACACUCGGUCAGUCAGCUGGACGUGUUGGAGGCGCAGUGGGGAGUGGGCAGCUCUCCUCAGAGAGACGAUCUCAAGCUACUCUGUGAACAAAACGAAGAGGAAGUGUCCCCGCAGCUCUUCAACUUCCAUGAGGUGGUGUCUCAGCUGGUGGAGAUGGAGGAGCAGGUUCUGGAGGACCACCGCGCCGUGUUUCAGGAGACCAUACGCUGGCUGGAGGAUGAGAAGGUUCUUCUGGAGAUGACUGAGGAAGUGGAUUAUGAUGUGGAAUCAUACGCCACUCAGCUUGAGCAAAUCCUGGAUCAGAAGAUCGAUGUGCUAAUAGAGCUCAGAGAUAAAGUGAAGUCUUUCCGCUCGGCUCUUCAGGAAGAGGAACAGGCCAGUAAGCAGAUCAACCCCAAACGCCCGCGAGCCCUGUAGCGCUACACAGCACCAGCAAACAAUCCCAUCAGCCCUCAGCUCAUCAGUGUAUCUACAGGUGUAACUUGUAUGUGAUGUGACGGUUUCUUUCAUCUGACAAAAGCACAUUUUAAUUGUAUAGAUUUAAGUUCUUACUAAACUGAAUGAUGAGUUUAAGGCAAUGAGAGGGUGUACGGUGAGCUAAUGCAUGACCAGACCAGCUCUGCAUCAUCAUCAUCAUCAUCUGACUGGACCGCGUGUGUGAAGCCUGUAACUGUCAUUGACUCAUGACAUUUCAUAUACAUAUACCCGCUCAUCUAUAACAGUUUGCCAGGUAAUGAAAUGCCAUUAUUUCCAUCCCAAUGAAAAAGAGUGAAUAAUCUUAGAAAUAGUUACAAUUAGGGAUGCACUGAUAUGGCCAUUUCGACCAGUUAUUUUUACAGCUACUAAAUAAGGAGGUAAUUGCAAUUUCUUAUCUAAAAAUCAGAUUUUUUUCAGUUCCACCAUAUUUAGGCUAGUUUGUAUCCCGAAAUUGUUAAUAUCACAAAAUUGUGACUUUUUUUUUUUUAAUCUCACAAUAUUUUUUUAUUUUUUUUGGAUUGCUAAACGACAGUGAGCACCACUAGAGCUACAUGUGCAGAACUCUAACUACAGUAUGCACUAGCAACAGUCACCUGAGCUAAACAGUUCACAUCACCUGCAAAACUCAUUCCAAGCAACACAACUCUUAAGGGCCGUUUCAUAGUCAACGCAUCUGUACGCAUACGCGUCCCGAGCCUACGUAUCGUUAUGCUUCGGCCGCCAUUAUGUGUCGGUGCGUAGCCAAAUGUGUCGUCCUGCCGAUGUCCUGCCGAUGUACGCAAUACUAUGCGUUGUCGGUGGGGGCGACAUUGCAAGUAUUGUACAAUAAUUCAAGUAUAUUUUGUUUACAGAAGAAGAAGGUUUGAAUACAAUGGCGGGCGAAGAAGAAAAAUUAGUGAGUGAGUGUCCGGUAGAAAGCAGACGACUUGUGAAAGCAAUUCAUCCAAUUUUGGCGCGACAUCCUAAAAUACUGGAAAUGUCUCUCCUCGUCCAGGCUCCCCAUCCUGAUCUCUUU
Carassius auratus (goldfish) is the source of this 3770-nucleotide messenger RNA. Its product is annotated as kinesin-like protein KIF2A. The transcript has 21 exons. NCBI's taxonomy places the organism in Eukaryota, Metazoa, Chordata, Actinopteri, Cypriniformes, Cyprinidae. The coding region runs from base 470 to 2695 and encodes 741 amino acids. Gene Ontology annotation, molecular function: ATP binding; microtubule motor activity; microtubule binding. The record is from RefSeq and is a predicted model, not a curated record. Gene Ontology annotation, cellular component: microtubule. Gene Ontology annotation, biological process: microtubule depolymerization; microtubule-based movement.